UUACAGGUAAGUUAGUGUGGCCACGAAUGUUCAGUGAAUUGUCAAGGUGCAGUGUGAGUAAUACCAAGACAUUGCACAACUUUUAGGAAUGUACACAACUACGCACAAAUAAGAUAUAGCAAGGAUGGGGGUUCGGAGAAAAAGCGUUUUAUUUACAACUGUACUGCUAGCAUGCAUCAACUGCAGCUAUGGAUGUGCAGUCACAGGGGCCAUCACUCCGACUCUAUUUCUGACUAGUUUUAGAGAUGUAGACAGAGGCACAAUUAUUGACACCGGUACAACAAAUAUCAUAGGUAUGCAGAUCCCUAAUUAUGGCGUAGAUCUGGGUGGAACUCCGUACAUCGUGAUAACCUUUGAAAAUAAUCGAGUGGUAGUUGUUACAAAUCACAACUAUGGAGAUUACGAGAAGUAUGAAACGGCCACGUUCAUAUCAGCCGAUGUUACAUUCACAUGUGCUCCAGGAAGUCCACAAACAAGCCUAACUGUGACAUUCAGGAUUGAUGUGGUAGAUACGAACAAUAAUGCCCCAGAAUUUAUACCAUCUAGUGGUGUUGUGUAUACCAUCUCAACGCCAGUGCCACCAUACUACGAGAUAACAGGUUGCGGUAACGAAAUUGUGGUUCGUGAUAUAGAUCUAACUACAAAUGCAGUACAUUUCACAGUAGACAAUCCAGACUUUGAAAUUCAGAGCGUAGUACCAACUGAGAGACCAAAAGAAUUCAAAGCUAUGUUAAGAACUACUACUUUAAUCAGAAGUAUUCCAGAGGACAUCGUUUUGAGGAUAACUGCAACCGACGAAGAUUUAACCGGAGAUCCUCCUUUGACAACUGAAACUAUGAUUACCAUCGCUGGCAACAGGGAUUUCUUGAUGCCCGAUGAAUUGGGUUUCUCUCAAACGUUUUAUCAGCAUAAUUACGAUAUCAAUAACAACGCCAUCGUGCCUUCUCAACCUAUUGUUCUGGAAAAUGGUUUUGAUGAUAAAGUGGACAUCUUCUUAUAUGGAGGAUUAUCAAACCACUUCAAACUCGACACAAACGGUAACACGGCAACACUUAGGCUGGAGACUGCUCUACCAGACAGUGUGUUCUCAAAUCAGUACAUCUUCUUUGAAGUAAGAGCUGAAAGAGAAGACACUAUAGGAACUGCUGCCACGAUAAUAAUACAACUACCUGAAGCCAGAGAAUUGAUGUUUGAAGAAUCAUCUUACAGAGGAAGUAUUCAGAACAAUGACAUAGCUCUUGGAAAUAUUCGACUAGCAGUUGGUUAUGACGAGAAAGUAAAAUUUGAUCUUCAUGGAGAAUUCUCAACCCACUUCACUCUAAACGACGAGAAGAACGGUCAAGUAACAUUGAAUGUAAACCCAACAAUACCCGAAAAUGUGAUAUUAGAAAACAACCUCAUAUAUUUGACCGUCACGGCAUCGGGGGUCAACGCAAUAACGACAACCACAAGUAUCCUUCUUGAUAUAAUAAAGGCCGACCAUACGACACCUGUGUUCAGUCGUAAUAUUUACUACGGUACAUACUUGGGAAACACAAUAGAUAUACAAAAUAUUAACCUCAUACAGGGUUUCGAUAAAUACGUGAAGUUCAGGCUGGAUGGAGAGCAUUCAAACUAUUUCCAAAUUUCUGGGGAAGACAACGAUAUGCAGUUGACUUUGCGUCCUGAAAACAUACCGGAAGAUGUAAUUUUCAACGAGAAAGUUUUGGUGUUCAAUGUUCUAGCAGAAAAAGCAUUAACUGUUGGUGCUCACGCAGUUAUUGUGAUAAGAUUCCCGCCGGAUUUAACAAACACGGCUAUCAUGUCGUUUUCACAAAACGCAUAUCUCGGAAAAUAUGAAAAUAAUGAACUCGAAGUGGAUCAAGUGGUUCUAACGUCAGGAUAUGCUCCAGGCACUGAAUUUAUAAUAACUGGGGAAUACGAAACAUAUUUCCAAAGAUCAGUAGAGGAAAAUACAGUAUCACUGGCUCUUGAUAAAACUUUACCAACUGAUACAAUACCAGGCCCAUUUAUAGUGUUGGAAAUAGAAGCUAGAAGGGAAAGGGCUGCAUCAGUAUGGACAAGUGUAAUUAUUAACAUUGUAGAACAGGAAAUUGUGCAUCCUGUAUUCACUAACGCUUAUUAUGUGGGUAUUUAUAAUGCUGACACGGAAGUAUUACAAUUUGAUGAAAUAAUUUCCUUAUUUUCUGGCUUUGAUGACACAGUAACGUUCCACUUGGAAGGAGAACACUCCGACCUGUUUCGAUUGGUACCAGGUUCUGAUACCAAUUCGUACAAAAUAGAUACUAAAGAAUCUUUACCAAAAGAUCUACUACUCGAUCGAGGACAUAUCAUAUUAACUGUCCUCGCCAGAAAGCCAGGAGCGAAUGCUGCCCAUUCUGCCAUUGUCAUUGAAAUAAAAAAAGAAAGUUUGCAAUCUCCGAUCAUCAGGUUUGAAAGGGUAUCUUACGUCGGUUCAAUAGAGAACAACUUGGUGAAUCUAGUGCCGAUAAGACUGACCGAGGGGUACACGGACGACGUCCAGUUUGCUUUACACGGAGCACUUUCUGAAUAUUUCACGAUUCCGAAUGACGGACCCGUCAUCAAUUUACAAUUGCCAACCUCCAUCCCCGCCGACCUGAUACCUGCAAGCAGUACCAUUGUGCUCGACAUCCGAGCGUCGUUACCGGAGACCGCUACCACGUUUGCCACCAUCGUGCUCGACGUGAUCACGGAGAACGACGAAAACCCAGCCGUCCAACUAGGCUUUGACGCGGUCUAUUACACAGGAUCGUACGGCACUAGUGGACUUUCUAUGGAUUCACGAAUCGUUUUGUCGGAAGGAUUCGAAGAAGGGGUCCACUUUAGUCUAGAAGGAGCCAAUGCGCAAUGGUUCCGUGUGGUCCCAACCCAGAAUGUGGCAACUUUGGUUGUCCAAAGUGGUAUACCAGAGGCGGUGCUCAUUAGCAACCAGCAGCUCGUGUUCACCAUUAAGGCUGAAAGACUUGGAAGCAUCACAGCCCAAGCUGCGGUCGUCAUUUCUCUGCCAGAUGAAAAUCUAGAAACCUCGACCAUAGGCUUUGAAAGAGUAUCUUACAUCGGGUCAAUAGAGAAGAACGUGGUGAAUCUGGUACCUAUAAGACUGACCGAGGGGUACACGGACGACGUCCAGUUGGCUUUAUACGGAGCACUAUCUGAAUAUUUCACGAUUCCGAAUGACGGACCCGUCAUCAAUUUACAAUUGCCAACCCCCAUCCCUGCCGACUUGAUACCUGCAAGCGGUACCAUUGUUCUCGACAUCCGAGCGUCAUUACCGGAGACCGCUACCACGUUUGCCACUAUCGUGCUUGACGUGAUCACAGAGAACGACGAAAACCCAGCCGUCCAACUAGGCUUUGAUGCGGUCUAUUACACAGGAUCGUAUGGCACUAGUGGACUUUCCAUGGAUUCACGAAUCGUUUUGUCGGAAGGAUUCGAAGAAGGAGUCCACUUUAGUCUAGAAGGAGCCGAUGCGCAAUGGUUCCGUGUAGUCCCAACCCAGAAUGUGGCAACCUUGGUUGUCCAAAGUGGUAUACCAGAAGCGGUGCUCGUAAGCAACCAGCAGCUCGUGUUCACCAUUAAGGCUGAAAGACUGGGAAGCACCACAGCCCAAGCCGUAGUCGUUAUUUCUCUGCCGGAUGAAAAUCUAGAAACCUCAACCAUCGGGUUUGAAAGAGUUUCCUACGUCGGGUCCAUAGAAAACAACGUGGUGAAUCUAGUGCCGAUAACACUGACGGAGGGAUACACGAAUGACGUCCAGUUGGCUUUAUACGGAGCACUUUCUGAGUACUUCACGAUUCCGAAUGACGGACCCGUCAUCGAUUUACAAUUGCCAACCCCCAUCCCCACCGACUUGAUACCUGCAAGCGGUACCAUUGUUCUCGACAUCCGAGCGUCAUUACCAGAGACCGCUACCACGUUUGCCACUAUCGUGCUCGACGUGAUCACGGAGAACGACGAUAACCCAGUCGUCCAACUAGGCUUUGACGCGGUCUAUUACACAGGAUCGUACGGCACUACUGGACUUUCCAUGGAUUCACGAAUCGUUUUGUCGGAAGGAUUCGAAGAAGGAGUCCACUUUAGUUUGGAAGGAGCUGAUGCGCAAUGGUUCCGUGUGGUCCCAACCCAGAAUGUGGCAACCUUGGUUGUCCAAAGUGGUAUACCGGAGGCGGUGCUCGUAAGCAAUCAGCAGCUCGUGUUUACUAUUAAGGCUGAAAGACUUGGAAGCAUCACAGCCCAAGCCGCAAUUGUUAUUUCUCUUCCGGAUGAAAAUCUAGAGACCUCGACCAUCGGGUUUGAAAGAGUUUCCUACGUCGGGUCCAUAGAAAACAACGUGGUGAAUCUAGUGCCGAUAACACUGACGGAGGGAUACACGAAUGACGUCCAGUUGGCUUUAUACGGAGCACUUUCUGAGUACUUCACGAUUCCGAAUGACGGACCCGUCAUCAAUUUACAAUUGCCAACCCCCAUCCCUACCGACCUGAUACCUGCAAGCGGUACCAUUGUGCUCGACAUCCGAGCGUCGUUACCGGAGACCGCUACCACGUUUGCCACCAUCGUGCUCAACGUGAUCACGGAGAACGACGAAAACCCAGCCGUCCAACUAGGCUUUGAUGCGGUCUAUUACACAGGAUCGUACGGCACUAGUGGACUUUCCAUGAAUUCAAGAAUCGUUUUGUCGGAAGGAUUCGAAGAAGGGGUCCACUUUAGUCUAGAAGGAGCCGAUGCGCAAUGGUUCCGUGUGGUCCCAGCCCAGAAUGUGGCAACCUUGGUUGUCCAAAGUGGUAUACCAGAGGCGGUGCUCAUUAGCAAUCAGCAGCUCGUGUUCACCAUUAAGGCUGAAAGACUUGGAAGCAUCACAGCCCAAGCUGCGGUCGUCAUUUCUCUGCCAGAUGAAAAUCUAGAAACCUCGACCAUCGGGUUUGAAAGAGUAUCUUACGUCGGGUCCAUAGAAAAAAACGUGGUAAAUCUAGUACCUAUAAGACUGACUGAGGGGUACACGGACGACAUCCAAUUGGCUUUAUACGGAGCACUAUCUGAAUAUUUCACGAUUCCGAAUGACGGACCCGUCAUCAAUUUACAAUUGCCAACCCCCAUCCCCGCCGACUUGAUACCUGCAAGCGGUACCAUUGUUCUCGACAUCCGAGCGUCAUUACCGGAGACCGCUACCACGUUUGCCACUAUCGUGCUUGACGUGAUCACAGAGAACGACGAAAACCCAGCCGUCCAACUAGGCUUUGAUGCGGUCUAUUACACAGGAUCGUACGGCACUAGUGGACUUUCAAUGGAUUCACGAAUCGUUUUGUCGGAAGGAUUCGAAGAAGGAGUCCACUUUAGUCUAGAAGGAGCCGAUGCGCAAUGGUUCCGUGUAGUCCCAACCCAGAAUGUGGCAACCUUGGUUGUCCAAAGUGGUAUACCAGAAGCGGUGCUCGUAAGCAACCAGCAGCUCGUGUUUACUAUCAAGGCUGAAAGACUUGGAAGCAUCACAGCCCAAGCCGCAAUUGUUAUUUCUCUUCCGGAUGAAAAUCUAGAGACCUCGACCAUCGGGUUUGAAAGAGUUUCCUACGUCGGGUCCAUAGAAAACAACGUGGUGAAUCUAGUGCCGAUAACACUGACGGAGGGAUACACGAAUGACGUCCAGUUGGCUUUAUACGGAGCACUUUCUGAGUACUUCACGAUUCCGAAUGACGGACCCGUCAUCAAUUUACAAUUGCCAACCCCCAUCCCUACCGACCUGAUACCUGCAAGCGGUACCAUUGUGCUCGACAUCCGAGCGUCGUUACCGGAGACCGCUACCACGUUUGCAACCAUCGUGCUCGACGUGAUCACGGAGAACAACGAAAACCCAGCCGUCCAACUAGGCUUUGACGCGGUCUAUUACACAGGAUCGUACGGCACUACUGGACUUUCCAUGGAGUCACGAAUCGUUUUGUCGGAAGGAUUCGAAGAAGGAGUCCACUUUAGUUUGGAAGGAGCCGAUGCGCAAUGGUUCCGUGUGGUCCCAACCCAGAAUGUGGCAACCUUGGUUGUCCAAAGUGGUAUACCAGAGGCGGUGCUCAUUAGCAAUCAGCAGCUCGUGUUCACCAUUAAGGCUGAAAGACUUGGGAGCAUCACAGCCCAAGCUACGGUCGUCAUUUCUCUGCCAGAUGACAAUCUGGAAACCUCGACCAUCGGGUUUGAAAGAGUUUCUUACGUAGGGUCCAUAGAAAACAACGUGGUGAAUCUAAUGCCGAUAAGACUGACCGAUGGGUACACGAAUGACGUCCAGUUGGCUUUAUACGGAGCACUUUCUGAAUACUUCACGAUUCCGAAUGACGGACCCGUUAUCAAUUUACAAUUGCCAACCCCCAUCCCCGCCGACUUGAUACCAGCAAGCGGUACCAUUGUGCUCGACAUCCGAGCGUCGUUACCGGAGACCGCUACCACGUUUGCCACCAUCGUGCUCGACGUGAUCACGGAGAACGACGAAAACCCAGCCGUCCAACUAGGCUUUGAUGCGGUCUAUUACACAGGAUCGUACGGCACUAGUGGACUUUCUAUGGAUUCACGAAUCGUUUUGUCGGAAGGAUUCGAAGAAGGAGUCCACUUUAGUUUGGAAGGAGCUGAUGCGCAAUGGUUCCGUGUGGUCCCAGCCCAGAAUGUGGCAACCUUGGUUGUCCAAAGUGGUAUACCAGAGGCGGUGCUCAUUAGCAAUCAGCAGCUCGUGUUCACCAUUAAGGCUGAAAGACCUGGAAGCAUCACAGCUCGUGCUGCAAUCGUCAUUUCUUUACCGGAUGGAUCGCAGUCAGGGGAAAAUUUGACAUUCGAAAAAGUUCUAUAUCGCGGCAGUAUUCAAGACGGUCAAGUCGAUCAUGAGGAUAUUAUAGUCUCGGGAUUUGAUGGAACUACUGUGACUAUAAUUGGAGAACAUUCAGGUUUAUUCGAGGCUACCGCGACGAAUGGGAUGGUGACAGUAAAAGCGCAGGGAUCGCUGAACCUCCCAGCUGAAAUCACACGAGUGGACCUUGAACUUCGUGCUGGCACAGCUAGAGCAGUGCUUCUCCUUAACGUUGGAGAAACAGACCCUGUUCCUGCACCGCCACCUACAGUUACCUUCACUUCGGAUUCCUAUGCGGUAUCUGUGGAGAUCGUGCAGACUGGCAUCAUUGGCAGAGUGUUGGCAACUAGUGACAACGAGGAACCAAUCACUUACUCACUGUCUGACCUCAACGCACAUCUUCAGUCUCGUCUCUCAAUAAACAAUGAGGGUGAACUGUUUUUGUCUGCCCCAGCCAACAGCGGGGUGUACACUUUCCGAGUUAUUGCCACUACAGAUACUACAGAAGCUACGGCCACAGCCACGGUUCAUCUAACAGUGCAAGCUAUCACGACAUGUGGUGAUGAAAUUGUGGUGCCGCCGCUAAUCACUUUGGACAGAGACGAGGAAGAGCCACACAAUAAAUUGGUUGUUCUUCAGCCAACGCUACACGCCGGCUGUCAUUUCACUCUAAAUAGCCUGUACCCGUCUGAUCAAGACUGGCUAUUUGUCGAUGAUAACGGACUUCACGCCAGAGUCAUUGAUAGAGAACACCCAUCCAUAGCUUUCAUGACUCUAUCGCAAGUUCAAGUAGAACUAAUAUUACAUUGCGAGAGCGACAACAAUAUACGUACAAAACGAUCAGAGCGAACAGAUUGGUUCAGCGAAAUCGACUACGGGACGAAAAAUUGGAUUCUUACGGAUUCAAUACCGUACAACUCAAGGCGAAGCUUAGUGAAUCUAAUAGUUAACGAUAUCAACGAUAACGAUCCGAUAUUUGUCGGAAAGGAACACGAACCUAUUGCAGUAGGAUACCCCAUUGAUGAGCUCGAAGAGAGAAUAUUACCUCGCUCCUUAGCUGAGCUAAAGGCAACGGACGCGGAUAUAGGAUGGAAUGCCAAGCUGCGGUACUGGAGUUCCGAGAGCGUAUUAGCGGUGGCUCCUACCACGGGCUUUGUGCACGUACAAAGUUCUGCGAGCCUCGUGAACAACCAAAUACUUACCGUGCAUGCUACCGACCGCAACGGAGAAGGAAACUCUGGAUCAAUACAACUUGUGGUAAAACUGUUAACUGCGAACAAUAUUGCUGUAGUGACGGUAAAAAAUUCCUUCCUAGAUCAAGAAGCUAGUAUUUUGGAACGGUUAAGUGCAGCUGUCGGUUAUGAUGUUAAAACCUUGAGAUCAGAAGUAAUAUCUGAGGAUGCAGACCCCGGCCGUCAAGAUUCAGGAGCAAGCCUGCAACUUUAUGUGUAUGGGUUGAUCAGCAGAGAACCAGUUGCAGUAGAACUGCUUGUUGAAAACAUAAACAGCAAUUCAGAAAUUGUGAAUGUAAUAAGUACAGUAUCUCUAGAAGAUCAUCUCGAAGAUAUUAUCGUGAUACAACGUAACAAUGGCCUGUUGGCUUCUACCAUAGCUCUUAGCAUUCUACUCUUUAUACUAAUGGUGCUAAUAGCCGUUUGGUACUACCUUAGAUGGAGGAAAAACAAAAGCUACGACCAAUUCAGUGACAAGAACAGUAUAGCAUCAAGGAAUGAGUCACUCGGUGACCUGUCGAAGCCUGCCGAAAUCCCGCCAGUUCCCUUGCAACCGAGGUUAAACAUUGAUGAUCUGAAAAAAAGUGAAAGAAGGCUACAAGAAAUGUUAGACGCUCCUAUUGAAGCGGUCACAGUUGAACCAGUUCCAUCGAGAUCAGAGCCAACAGCUCCCCCUCUCGAAGCCAUCCUUGAUAUUUCGAUGCCUGAAAUUAAUGUUCCAAUAGUCAUCCAAUCUAUAGACAAGCUAAAAGAUGCUGAAGAAUCGGAUGACGAAUUUGGCGAAGUUGGUGAAGUUAGUAAAACACCAAGAAAAUCUGUUGUGACGUUCAACGAAAACGUUGAAAAGAUUAUACACGUAGAAGACGAUACUGACAAUAGUUCUCAGUCCGGCUACGAAAUUUAUAAGUUUUAAGAACUUUUUCUAUCUUCUACAGACUUGGUCAGGACAAGGUACAUGGACAAGUCUACAGACUCUAAAAGCAAAAGUUGUUCAAAUAUUUAAGAAACAAACACAACAUUGCUGAUCGUGAUAGUGAUAAAGUAAUCGAACUCUUUUUUUUAUAAUAAAUAUACAAAAUAUUAAUCAUAACCUCAUUUUUUAUUUACAUUUAAAAGUACAACUAGAAAACUACUUAUAUUAACCAUCAAAAUGUUGAAUGACGAACCCAAAAAUAGACCUGCUUCUUUUUAAUGAGACUAUUAAACCAAAUUUGGAACUUUGAGAGGCAUUGUCCUAUUUGAGUCCCACCUUCAGAUGGUAUCACACUUCCUAAAGUAAUUUAUUAAGAUCUCUACAAUAAACAAGUGUACUCGAGAAAGGCUUUUAGAAAAGUUGUUUGCGAUUUCGUCCUGUUAUUUUAUGCCGUUGGAAAACGCAUUUGAAAGUCAAUAAUGUUGUUUAGUCGAUAGAAAUAUAGUUCGACAACAUACGCUAGUGCACACUAAUUACUUUCGGCGGUUUGAACGGUUAAAAAUACGCUCACAUCCUAUAUAUUGUUAUUCUGUCAUGUUUUAUUUAUUGCCAUUGUGAACAAAUAGGCCGCAAGCGAUUUUAUUUAAAACACGACUGUCCUAAAACUUUACAAGUCUAGAAUAAACGAGAGGUAGUGUUGUUGGGUGUAAUCGGAUACAUUAGGAUCUUUCCACUGGUCGGACGAGUUUUGGAGACCAACAUAGCGAACAGACACAAACAUGUACCAAUAUUAUGACUAAACUCGUAUUUACAGUUAUCCUUCGGUGGACCGUUUUUUUAAUGUUACCUACAUAUAGGAUUUAAUAUUCAAGGCGCACUUGAGAUAGUAUCUGUGACAUUUUCGAACACGGUUGAUAAAAAGUGCGAGGCAUGGAUCAUCCAGUACGCCCCCAGCCUGUUGAGUCGCGCUCUAUCAUUCUAAACUCCAAAACGGAUAGUAAUUGCUGUCAUCAUUCAUCCUGUAAGACUAAACAUUACUAUUGUUAUAAAAUUCAAACAAAAAACUACGUCGAUGCAUAAUUUAGAAUCAAUACAUUAUAUUUUUUUGAUGACAUAACAUUCCAUAAAGAAAUAUAGGUGUAAAGAGCAUUGUGACUGAAAAAACGCUUACAUAAUUUCGUGGUACUGAUGUUAAUAUAUUGUUUUGACAAAUGUAAGGUUUACAUCACUUCCUAGACACUAUCAUGACUUACGACAUAGUAACUCGUGUUUAGACUAUUUAGCGAUGAAGCCUCUACCAACGCGUCCUAAUUACAAAUACAAAGGAAUAUACAAAUAUAGAAUUACUUUUUCUCAGUAUUUGUGGUUAUUAGGAAGAUUUUUUAGGUGAACAUAUUUCUGUUGUUUUCAUGUGCUUACAUAGUUCACAUUCAUGUAUGGUGUUAAGUAAUAUAAUAUUUUACUUGCGAAAACUUGCUUCAGCGGCUUCUUUAAUCUUAAAUUUAUAAUCGAAUUCUUCUCCUUAUCACUUAGUAUUAAAAGUAACGCUCCUCAUUUUUAAAUAUUGGCAAGACCUGCUCUGUAAACUCCCCUGCAACUUACAUUUUUUUUUGUAUUUAGAGUGCUGUGGAGUAACAAAAUUCGAUCACUAUUUUUAGCCGCUACAGAGUAAAAAAAUCUUGAUGUUUAGACUAAGAAUUAUUCCAUUGUUGUCAAAUAAUUCUAGUCAUGUAAAAUGACUGCACGUGAUACGCUACCUGAAUUGAAUGUACGAAAACCGGAUGAAAGUAGCAAACUAAACCAGAAUAAAGCCAAAA
Molecule: messenger RNA, 10797 nt
Organism: Trichoplusia ni (cabbage looper)
Lineage: Eukaryota; Metazoa; Arthropoda; Insecta; Lepidoptera; Noctuidae
Exons: 42
Coding region: 125-8980 (2951 amino acids)
Cellular component (GO): plasma membrane; catenin complex
Molecular function (GO): calcium ion binding; cadherin binding
Source: RefSeq, a predicted model, not a curated record